Acaulospora morrowiae is the source of this 456-nucleotide messenger RNA. NCBI's taxonomy places the organism in Eukaryota, Fungi, Glomeromycota, Glomeromycetes, Diversisporales, Acaulosporaceae. The record is from the annotation of a GenBank genome assembly.
AUGAGGAAGACAAUGACGACGAUUAUAAACACUACUACUAUCAUCACAAAGAAGAUGAUGAUGCCAGUGCCCAACGCCAUCACCAUUAUGAAGAAGAUGAUGACGCCAAAGAAGAGGAAUGAAGUGAGACAUGAAUCAAAAACAACCACCCCGAAGAUCAAAACACUUGAAGAUGUAAAUGCAUACCAAGCUCUUUCUUUUGAAUGUUCAAUUUUUGAAAAUAAUGUUAAAGAUUUGUGUCCAACAUCAUGCCCACCAAUAAAUCGAAUUACGAUGCAUUCAUUGAAGCAGCCAAUAAGCUGUCAUGGCUGUAAUCAUGAUCCUAAUCAUGAUCGCGAUUGCAUUUUCACCACUAAAUCAAUUGCAGUCACAAGCACCGACUACGAAUUUGUUGGCACUGAGGAUCACAAUUCACAAGUUAACGAUUAUUCAGGAGAAUCCAUAUGGGUUGGAUAA